AUGAAGACCUUUCUGCCCUUCCUUGUAAUCCUGGCUGUUUGUGCUUCAGCAUUCGGCACACAAUGUAAUGUGAAUCCGGUGAACAUCCCGAAGCACUGGAUCACGAUGACGAACGGCUGCAAGAGCAGCGUCCGUCAACAGAUUCAGAUGGAGAUCGCUGCAUCGCUACAGUAUUUGGCCAUGGGCGCACACUUCUCUAAAGAUAGCGUGAACCGCCCUGGUUUUGCGAAAUUGUUCUUCGAAGCCAGCUCCGAAGAACGUGAGCACGCCAUGAAACUAAUCGAAUAUCUAUUGAUGAGAGGAGAAUUGACCACAAACGUGUCCACUUUGAUUACUAUCCGGCCACCUGACCAUAAGCACUGGAACUCAGGUCAGGAUGCUCUAGAAGAGGCUCUGAAGAUGGAAGCAGAAGUGACCAAGGCUAUCAAGAACGUUAUCAUCAAAUGUGAACACGACAGGGACAGUCAGAACCAUGAAAACAAUGACUACCAUCUUGUUGACUAUUUGACUGGUGAAUUCUUGGAGGAACAAUACAAGGGUCAACGCGACCUCGCAGGCAAAGCCUCCACCCUGAAGAAGAUGAUGGAACGUCAUUCCGCACUCGGAGAGUUCAUCUUCGACAAAAAACUCCUUGGCAUCGAUAUC
Messenger RNA from Brenthis ino (lesser marbled fritillary), 645 nucleotides. Lineage: Eukaryota; Metazoa; Arthropoda; Insecta; Lepidoptera; Nymphalidae. The record is from the annotation of a GenBank genome assembly.